Molecule: messenger RNA, 498 nt
Organism: Fusarium subglutinans
Lineage: Eukaryota; Fungi; Ascomycota; Sordariomycetes; Hypocreales; Nectriaceae
Product: quinate permease
Exons: 1
Coding region: 1-498 (165 amino acids)
Source: RefSeq, a predicted model, not a curated record
AUGCAGACUGUAAACCCAACUUCGUUAACUCAACAACCGUCCUACGUUCCCUCAUACACUGACAGACCAUCAAACCCUAUUACCGCAUCCACUUAUAGUGGACAAGCUCAAAACAACACAAUUUCGCCAUCGCCAUACUCAACUAUGGGACGACAAGAAACCUGGAUGGGAAGCGUGGGCUUCACGGAUCGCUUCACUAGAGACAGUAUGGGUUACGGACGAGCAACAACAGACGCGAAUUUGACUUAUGAGUCUGAACCUUUGGAACCUCUUUUUGGCAUGGCGCAGCCUUUGCCGCGAUUGCCGAGUCCCGAUACUCAGCAACCCACUGCACGCUCAAGACAUAGACGUGGAGACAAGAAGUGGUCUCGCAAGCAGUCACAUUCGGGAUACAUUGAAGUGCCCAGGAGGGUUGUUCACAAUGGGAAGGAAGAUGCAGUCAUGAAAACCAUAUAUUACAACCGAAGCUAUGGGGGUUAUUGGCACAGUCGACCAUAG